CCGGAAGUGCACGGCGGUGGAAAAACUACAUUUCCCAUGAGGCAUUGCGCAAUCGGGUGCACGUCGGAAAAGGGGUAAGAGAAGCUGAGAUUGGAGGAGCGUCAAAAAGUAUAUAUUUAGACUCUGGUGUUCCCGAAGUUGCCGUUCCUCCUGUGGUAUCAGUCCUCGCCCCGAUGGCACACCGAAGAUCCGUCUCACUCAUUACCAGCAGUCCGGGCCUACAAGAACUUCUGCUCAUCCAAGACAAGGCCGAGUGAGGAACGCUGCUCUGUGAUCAGAGAACUGCACCACUGCGGGACUGAUCUGAGACCUGCGUCUGUCCUCUAACCACCUUCUCACCACACCAGCAUGAGCUCUCCGUGAAGACUGCAGCAUUAUCUCACCACACCUGCAGGAUGAGAGAGGAGUCGAGAUGCAUCAGGAUGAUGAUGAGGGGACAGUAAGGUCAGGACUCCGGACGCCAUGGAAGUCGACGUCGCGGUCGCGUUUCACAUUGAGAGCUCGAACGGUUUCACACCAGAAUGGAAGGAGAUGGAAGAUCUGAUCGUGGUGCACUCCACACACACACUGGUGUGUAAUGGCAUCACAGAGAACGACAUCGAGGACGGCUCGUAUCUCAAACCCGUCUCGAUUUCAGCGCUGAAGCAGAAUGGCCUCCUACAGUCCCUGGCUGCAGGUGGAGAUCAGACGGAAGCAGAUGAGGUAGACUUGGAGCUUGAGCGUGCGCAACAGGAAUGGGACGCCCUCGAGAGCAUCCAGCCAGUUCCUGCGGAAGAGCUCGCUCCGUCUCCUCUGAUCUCUUUCAAUGAGGCGCUGCAGCACUUUCAGACCACAGACCUGGCCAACCUGCUGAGGAACAUACAGCCGACAGUCCGCAGAACAGGAUUGGCCGUCGUCACACACUUCCUGUUUGGUCCUCCACGUCUGCACCGGGAGCUGACGGAGGAGAGAGACCUGGUGUUUGCCAUCGCACAGUGCCCACUGGACAACACACAGCCGGUGCACAUGCGUGUUCUGCAGACAAUCUACCGCAAACUGACAUGUACGAAAGCAGACUGCCCUCGAUACGGGCCGCACUGGGAGAACAUCGGUUUCCAGGGUACAGAUCCUUCUACAGAUUUGAGAGGAACAGGAUUUCUGGCUCUGAUGCACACACUUUAUCUGGUCAUGGACCCUGAGACACUUCCACUUGCCAGAGACAUCUACAAACUCUCUCAACAUCCAGUACAGAACUUUCCGUUCAGCGUGAUGUCCAUUAACCUGACCCGCAUCGUCCUGCAUGCGCUCAGGGAGGAGGUCCUGACCAAGGAGUGUAACCGGCGGCAGCAGGUGGUGAGCGUGCUGAACGAGGUCUACGUGGCGACGUUUCUACACCUGUACGAGGUGUGGAGGAGUCAGAGGAAGACGAUCUCCGACUCAGGACACGUCCUCAAAGAUGUGGAGCUCUACGUUAAGAAGAACCCGAAGCAGCUUCUUAAACACCUGCACUGUUACCUGCAGGAGAGGUGCUCUGGGAUUGGCCACCGCACGUCACCUGACCUGCUGUCGCACGGCAACCGUUCCCUCGGCGACGGGGCGUCUUAUAGCCAAAGCCACGGAGACAAGGAGGGAAAGAUAAACUUCACUGGAGUGUGUGAACUUCCACCUGAGAUGGAGGGAGAGGCCAGACUCAUCUGAGAGAGAGAGAGAGAGAGAGAGAGAGAGAGAGAAAGAGAGAGAGAGGGAGAGAAGACAGAUAGAAUAAACCAGACAGAAAGACAGAGAAAGAGAGACAGGAUGGACAGGAUGGAAGAUAAAGUGAGUCAAAAAGACUGAGCAGAAGAGAAAGAGACUCUGGGAUGUGAUUCAUUUGAUCUGAGGCUGUAUCCCUCACUCCAUCUCUUCAUUUUAUAACAUCCUGCUAGAGAGAGAGAGAACAGGAGAGAGACUGAGACAGGAGGAAAACAAGAGAGAGACAGGAGAAAGACAGGAAAGAGAUCAGAGGAAGAGAGAGACAGAGGGAGACAAGAGAGAGACAGAGGGAGACAAAAGAGAGACAGAGGGAGACAAGAGAGAGACAGGAGGUGACAAAAGAGAGACAGAGAGAGACAGAAGGAGACAGUUUAUACACACUAUUAAUUAGGGGAGGAGCCUGAAUGAACGUGUGAAGUGACUUUACCAGACUGUAGAGAAUGUACAAUUUGCACAAUCCUUAUAUUUUAGCUUUUAUUUUCACCACACAC
Molecule: messenger RNA, 2222 nt
Organism: Silurus meridionalis
Lineage: Eukaryota; Metazoa; Chordata; Actinopteri; Siluriformes; Siluridae
Gene: elmod3
Product: ELMO/CED-12 domain containing 3
Exons: 13
Coding region: 463-1677 (404 amino acids)
Source: RefSeq, a predicted model, not a curated record